Motacilla alba alba is the source of this 5168-nucleotide messenger RNA. It is a transcript of the gene SPTLC1, whose product is annotated as serine palmitoyltransferase long chain base subunit 1. Gene Ontology annotation, cellular component: endoplasmic reticulum. NCBI's taxonomy places the organism in Eukaryota, Metazoa, Chordata, Aves, Passeriformes, Motacillidae. Gene Ontology annotation, molecular function: serine C-palmitoyltransferase activity; pyridoxal phosphate binding. Bases 65 to 1492 code for a protein of 475 amino acids. Gene Ontology annotation, biological process: sphingosine biosynthetic process; ceramide biosynthetic process. The transcript is spliced from 15 exons. The record is from RefSeq and is a predicted model, not a curated record.
CUCUGUGCCGCGCCGGGCCCGCCCUGGCGCGCGUGGGCGGAGAGGCGGAAGCGGCGGCGCGGCCAUGGCGGCGGCGAGCGUGGGGCAGCAGUGGGUGCUGGUGGAGAUGGUUCAGGCCUUCUACGAGGCUCCCGCUUACCAUCUCAUUUUAGAAGGAAUUCUAAUACUAUGGAUAAUCAGACUUCUUUUCUCCAAGACAUAUAAGCUUCAAGAGCGAUCUGAUCUAACACUUAAGGAAAAAGAAGAGUUGAUUGAAGAAUGGCAGCCAGAGCCUCUUGUGCCUCCUGUACCAAAAGAUCACCCAGCUCUCAAUUACAACAUUGUUUCAGGUCCUCCUACCCAUAUAAUCACUGUUAAUGGCAAGGAAUGUAUAAACUUUGCAUCAUUUAACUUCCUUGGACUUUUGAAUAAUGAAAAAGUUAAGAGUGCAGCCCAGGCUUCUCUGAAGAAAUAUGGUGUUGGCACUUGUGGACCCAGAGGAUUCUAUGGUACUUUUGAUGUGCACUUAGAAUUAGAAGAACGGCUAGCAAAAUUCAUGAGGACAGAAGAAGCUAUUAUAUAUUCAUAUGGAUUUGCAACAAUUGCCAGUGCUAUUCCUGCAUAUUCAAAGAGAGGGGACAUUGUGUUUGUAGAUGAAGCUGCCUGCUUUGCUAUUCAGAAGGGAUUACAAGCAUCUCGUAGUAACAUCAAGUUAUUUAAGCAUAAUGAUAUGGCUGACCUUGAACGACUGUUGAAAGAACAAGAGACUGAAGAUCAAAAGAAUCCUCGCAAGGCCCGUGUAACUCGAAGGUUUAUUGUAGUGGAAGGAUUGUAUAUGAACACAGGAGACAUUUGCCCUCUUCCAGAGUUGAUAAAAUUGAAGUAUAAAUACAAAGUUAGAAUAUUUUUGGAAGAGAGCCUUUCCUUUGGAGUCCUUGGAGCACAUGGAAGAGGAAUCACUGAGCACUUUGGAAUAAAUAUUGAUGAUAUAGAUCUUAUUAGUGCAAACAUGGAAAAUUCACUGGCUUCUAUUGGUGGAUUUUGCUGUGGAAGAUCUUUUAUUAUUGACCAUCAGAGAUUGUCUGGUCAAGGCUAUUGCUUUUCGGCCUCCCUACCUCCUUUGUUAGCUGCUGCUGCUAUUGAGGCUCUUAAUAUUAUGGAGGAUAAUCCAGAUAUUUUUCAGACUCUCCGGGCUAAAUGUGAACGGAUUCACAAAGCUUUACAGGGGAUUUCUGGUUUAAAAGUAGUGGGAGAAUCUUUUUCUCCAGCAUUGCACUUACAGUUGGAGGAGAGCUGUGGAUCUCGAGAAAAUGAUGUGAAAUUACUCAAAAGAGUUGUGGAUUAUUGCAUGAAUAGUGGUAUUGCAUUAACACAGGCUCGCUAUCUGGAGAAAGAAGAAAAAUGUCUUCCCCCACCCAGUAUUCGAGUAGUGAUAACAGUGGAACAAACAGAACAAGAACUGGACAAAGCUGCAUCACUUCUUAAGGAAGCUGCACAAUCUGUGUUGAGUUAGACUGCCAUUUUUGGAUUCCUCCUUCCCCACAUUAUCAGGAUAAGUGUUUUACACUGUAUAGUGACUACCAGAUUCUUCCACUGAUCGCUUCCAUUGAAAGCUGACUAACAAAAUUGUUCUAGAGUGAUACAAAUGCAGUGAGGGGAAGAAUGCUGAAUUUUGGAGUUAGUGAAUGACAAAGUGUUGUUCCAGUUCAAACUCUACCAUUUUCUCACAUUACUUAAAAUGGGAUAUCAAUAUUGAAUUCAUGACUCUUUCAUAAGUUAGUAUAAAACACUUUAAAUUUAUUUCCUCAAAUCCUUGAACGUUCUCAAAAAUGUGUAUAAACAUUCAGUUUCACCCCAAACCAUGUAAAAUGUGGUUUUUUUCUCUCCAUUUUCUUAGAAUGUGGGAACUUCAAAUAAAUUUCAAAAAAUUAUCCUUCCCUACCUUCCAAAUGAAAAUACACUGUUCCUAAUAUUAGCAAAAGGAUAACACAUUAAGAUAUAAUUUUGUGCUAUAUUAUGUAAUUUAUUACUGAAUACAGGAGGGAGGACCUUCAAUUAUUUUUGUUUAUAUAUCUUUCUCUAACCACUUUUGGCAGCCAGGUUUUAAGAAAGCCUGGCCAGAGAGAAAACUCAUAUCAAACACUACUUAAUUUUUGCAUUCCAUAUGUAAUUAUAUGCAUGUUUGAUAUUAUGGGUGAGGUUUUUCAUACUAUUAUCUUUAAAAUAUCUAAAUUCAAACCUCUGAAUUGUGAAACUGGUGUAGUUCCAAUGUAGUGUGUUCAGAUAAGGGAGCUUUGUACCAGUCUUGAAGAGGAGUAAUAGGCAACGUGAAAAAUGAACCAAGGUAUUGAACCAGCAACUAAAUACUAGCUUAGUCAAACUACUUUUAAGGACAAAAAUAAUGUGUGCUUAGUUUUAUCUGUAAACAUCUAUACCUUAGAAGAGAAGACUCACAGAUAGCUACUAAGAGUUUAGAUGGUACAAAUACUACUGAAACAUUAGUCAAUCUGUGCACAUAAAAUUCCCAAGUAAUUUGAAAGUAAUGUUUGGAGGUUGUGCUGUCAGGAUUUUAAGUAAGCACAGACGGACAUUACAUAUAUGGACACUUUACUUCAAUCAGGAAACUGGUAAGGAAGUGUGUAUCUUUUUAUUAAACAGAAAAUACAACUUUUUAUUUUACUAUUUUGCUUUAAGAAUGCCUGUCUGAAAUUUUUGUAUUUUGCCUAAUGUGUGUUGAGUUGUUUUGUACUUACGUGCCUUUUUGGUUGCUACUACAAGGAUUACAGGACUAUUUUUGAGAAACAUCAUUGUUAAAUAUAAAGUUAAUCAUGUUUGAUUCAGAUUUUUACUUACACAAUUGGAUUUGUAGCAUCGUUGACCAUAUAUUGUUAAAUAUUCUACAUUAGGUAAGCAUAGUCUAUGCUGCCUCCAGUUCACAGAGACCAUUUUUACGCUGGCUUUCAAAACUUUUCAUCUGUGUAUGUUCAGAUAGAACACAUAAAGUUGUGUUGCGGCACUUCCGUGAUUGUUGCUUGACAUUUGAAAUAGUCAAAUCAUUAUUUGUGGAAUGUAGUAAAACAAAUCCCAGUGUGAAAGAGAAUCCCUAUUUCAAUGACAUUUAUGUUUUCUCUGUUAACUGUGAGUAAAAGCCAGUGAGAAGCCAACAAUUUAGAAAAGAAAAAAAUGUGCAGAAUGAGACUGACUCCCAUUUUACAGACUGGAACUGAAGUGCAGAAUAGUCAUCUUGAAGAGUCUCAGAGACUGCGAGAAAUGGAAAUUAAAUGUUAUGGCUCUGCUUUGAGCUUUUGAGCCAUUUUUGGCUGGAUAAUUGAAACCUUUAAAUUCGAGUGAAGUCAAGCCUUUGAUGUAUAAAUUUGGAACAAAUGAGGUACUUUGAUUCCAGUGCAGCAUAUUAAAUGGUUUUGGAGUUAAGAUAAGCCUGGGAAGGUAAGCAAAUAGCCAUUGGCAUUGAAAUCCUAGGUUGCAGAAUCUGUAUUCAAUUCUCUCAUUUUAUUUUAGGUUGUCUGCAAAUGGGGUGUAAUUUUUGUUGUGCUUAGAGAACUCACAAUAAUUUUUAGAUAUAUGGAUUUGUGUUGUUAUUUUUGUUCUUGGUUUGUUGGGUAUUUUUGCUUUUAAUGGAAGUGAUGACAACUAAGGUAGAAGCAGAGUGAAAUUUCUAGCAAUUUCAAAUAUGUGGCUAAGUAGUUCUGAUAAAAUAAAAGUUAAAAAAUGUUGCUAAGAGAUGCCAUAAUCUGAUUCAUUUGACAAACACAUACCCGCCAUUAAAACAUUGGUAAAACUGCCUUUGUCCUUUUUUAUUGUUUACCAGUAUAUAGGAAAGAAGCAUUUAGAUCACAGUAAAGUGAAUACCUUGGUUGAUAGCAGCUGAAGUACUCUUGUAAUAUAUAUUUUACUGACAGGUUAUAUGCAUGGUCUCUGUUAAAAAUUUAAGACACUUAUGAGAUGUAACUGGUGGAGAGGGAAAUCCCUGCUCAGUUAAAGCAUAUCUGGCUCCUCUUCAUUUUGACUUUCUUGAUAAAUGUCUCUGUCAUGGCAAGCAGAUGAAGAAAUGGGUGGCUCUGGGGAAAAAUGUUGAUUUGGGUUAGGGAGACAGCAGGUGAUUCUGAUUAAACUUUUGACAUUUGAAAAAUCAGAAGCCUGUUAAGGCGCUUAACUACGUAGUGCUCUUGGCUGAUAAAUAUAUUAACAAAUCUGUGUUAGUUGCUUUGUAGUUACGUUUGGAUGAAUUGGUAUUGUUCCAUCCAUUUCUUCAGAUGUGGGCAUGAGACUGGAGUUCAGUGUAAACUUAUUAAAUAGGAUACUGUGAGAUGAAUCAAACACAAGAACCUUAUCCCAAACUUCAAAGUAUCUUUUGAAAAAAAAAUUGUUUCAAAUAAUUUAUGUAUUUAUAUAUUCACCACAUUCUUGGAACAGAGUUUCAGCUAAGUGGAUAAUAAAUCCAGUAUUUUAAAUAGUGAAGAAAAAUAAAUGUUGUUAAUUUUUUUAAAUUGACUAUUAAUAUCUGAUAGUUGUGAAGAAGGGCAUUUUAACUGUAAACCAUUGGUCAUUUAUUGAAAUUGUUUUGAUGAAACCAAUUUUUUACAAUAUAUGAGGACUGGGAUGGACUGGAAAGAAUUUAUACUUUCAAAAUAUUUUAUCUUGAAACAUGUCUGCAUGAUAUAUAUAUUCAUAUUUUAAACAAAGAGAUUUAUUUUCCUUGAAUAUUUAAAAAGAAUUUAUUGCUAUUUGUGUAGUUUCAGGGUUUUUAUAGGAAAAACUACAGAUGCCUUUUCUGUUUAUUAUAAUAAUCAUUAUUUUUGGAUAGGAGGCGAAAUGCAUAAGGAGGGUAUUAAGAAAGAAAGAGACGUAUGGCUGAAUAACUUUGAUUUUAUUUUUUUUCACGUUUGAAAUAUGAACCCAGUCAAUGCACAGAAUGGUGUACUGUCUCCUUUCUGUCACUCCAUCUGGACUUUAUUAUUUUAAACAGGGUUGUGGAGUGUUGGCAUUCACUGAUCUAUGAAGUUGCUACCACAAAAGUGUCUUGCAUCUUAAGAUGACUAGAGAAGUGCACAUGUAAAUGUACAGAGCUGUAAAUGCUGCUUAAACAGAGGAAAUAUUUACAACUAACACAAAGCAUUUGUACAUUAAACUGUUUCAGUGUCCUAAUAAAAGGAAAUGUCUGGAUAACA